Messenger RNA from Amborella trichopoda, 2293 nucleotides. RefSeq names its product phosphoenolpyruvate carboxylase-related kinase 2 (gene PEPKR2). Gene Ontology annotation, biological process: protein phosphorylation. Lineage: Eukaryota; Viridiplantae; Streptophyta; Magnoliopsida; Amborellales; Amborellaceae. The record is from RefSeq and is a predicted model, not a curated record. Gene Ontology annotation, molecular function: ATP binding; protein kinase activity.
GAGAGAGAGAGAGAGAGAGAGAGGAAAAGAUUUUCCUCUGCCGUGUUAAAAAAAACGUUGGAGACUCUCACUUGUGUGGCAUGUGACCCUGUCUUUCUUCGCCAUUGUUUUCUGUCUCGGCCAUCAUUUUUUGCCCAGGACUGCACAGCAAUGCAGUUUCUCUUUUCCCUUUUCCAUGUCUCUUUCUCUUCAUUCGUCCCCUUUUGCCCCCAUAGUAGCCCCUCUCAGAAGGAGAUUGUUUGGGAUCAGGAGUUUGGGCCAUCUUGAUGGGCAGGAAGAUGAGAAACAAGAGGUGCGCGCUCUCUGAAGUUGAUCAUCUUGUAGAAGGUGCAUUGAGUGAGAGAUAGGUCACUUCUCUCUCGUCUGCAAAAACUGGUUGACAUGAGAACUCAAGGAAAAGGCUAAUCAAUUCUUUCAUUUACUAACAAGAAAGACUGACCGCAAUUAACCAGUUUUCCUUGGGUUCUUUGGUAUCAGGGUUAGGGUUUCUCGUUACUGUGACCAUCAAUCACGACCUAAUCUCACUGUAACUUGUAGUGAAUUCAGCACGAAGGGGUUGUAUCAAAUUAAUGGAGUCAAUAAGGAGGAAGAGGAAAGGUUGUGGAUCUAUAGAGCGUGGUGACCUUCUUAGGGCUUUAUCCUUGAAUGAUAAUGCUUCAUUGCACUUAUCGCUUGAACAAAUCUCAAGGCGAGCGAAGAAGUGCAGGGAGCAAACAGAAGAAGAAGAUGGCACUUCUUGUAACAGCAGAGUUGCAGGAAUUGUCACAGUCCCACAUUGUAGAAAGGAUCGAAUUUCUCUCUCAAACCCUCAUGGAAGAGGGCUAAAAAGGAAAUUGGGGUGUAUCGAAUCGGCAACCCAAAUGGGUAGGAAGAAGAAAUUGGAGCAAGAAUACAUCUUGGGGCCCCAAAUUGGACAAGGCAAAUUUGGUUCAGUGAGAAUGUGUAGGAAUAUAGUUAGUGGGGUGGAGUAUGCUUGCAAAUCUCUUCCAAAGAAAGGAGAAGAGACUGCUCAUAGAGAAGUAGAGAUAAUGCAGCAUCUUUCUGGUCACCCAAGUGUUGUUACUUUGAGAGCGGUGUAUGAAGAUGCAGAUUCAUUCCAUCUCGUUAUGGAGUUAUGCUCAGGUGGUCGCUUGCUCGAUGAAAUGUUGACGAAGGGGUGCUACUCUGAGCAAAGGGCUGCAGUUUUGAUCAAAGAAUUGGUUUUGGUUAUCAAGUAUUGUCAUGAGAUGGGGGUUGUGCACCGUGACAUAAAGCCCGAGAACAUUCUUCUUACAAUGUCGGGGAAGAUGAAGCUCGCUGACUUUGGUUUGGCUGUCCGAAUUACCACUGGUCAAAGCUUGUCUGGUGUGGCUGGAAGCCCUGCUUAUGUAGCUCCAGAAGUUCUCUUUGGCAGCUACUCAGAAAAAGUGGAUAUUUGGGGUGCAGGAGUCCUCCUCCAUGCUCUGUUAGUUGGAUCUCUUCCCUUUCAAGGCAAAUCAGUCGAUGAUAUUUUUGAAGCUGUAAAAAAGGUGGAACUCAAUUUUCAUGUAGGCAAAUGGGAUUCAGUGUCAGUGCCUGCUCGUGAUUUGCUUGGAAAGAUGCUGACAAGGGAUGUUGAGACUAGGAUAACUGCUGAUGAAGUGCUAAAGCACCCAUGGAUUCUGUUCUAUACAGAGCGCACACUUAGACCAAUCUCCGUUCGGUCAAAAACUAAAAACCCAGAACGACCUAUGCCCCGUACCCCUGUUCUCUCUCCAAAAGAGCUAUCAGAGAGAGACAGAGAAUCAAGCAAUUCUCUCGAUGAUUCUAAGCCGCCAUGUUUGGAUAAUUUCCUGAAUGAUGACUCUGAAGAAGAGGAAGGAGAGUGCAUUAUUGUCGAUGCUUUAGCUGCUGCCAUUUCUCACAUUCGAAUAUCAGAACCAAAGAGAAGCCGGGUUUGCAGUCCAAUAGAGCAAGAAUGCUCUUCUAACAUGAAAGCUACUAACCUCUGUACAGCUUUUUGAAAGGUUGGUUGCUGACUCAAUAACCAAGAGAGAUGAUAUAUGACUUGGUGGAAGGCUCACAUGACAAAGGUUAACCGGUGAUGACCAUUCACAAUCUCUGCUAAUAUGUGAAGUGGACUAAUCAGGAGGAUGCAAUUUCUGACUCAUUCCUUUUAAAUGGGGGCUGAAGAUGUUGCAUUCUUUCUUUCAACUGUUCGGCUCUUCUUUAACCUAACAAGAGUUGGGUUUUACUUUUUGUAAAUCUGAAUGUAUAGGCUGUUGCUUGUGUUUGUUUGGUCUUCCUAAUAUUAUCAAUUGCUUUUAUGCUUUGA